AUGUCCAAAGCCUCUCCGAAUAUCGAAACCAUUCCCGAAGAUGAAGAAACGGCAUCCCCAUUCGUGGCGCCUAGUCCCUCCGUCGAAUCUUCUGUUGCAUCCGAGUACAAGCGUAAAGGGUCAAUUGUGUUGAAGCAAUAUCCAACAACAGCAUUCAGAGAAGUUUGCUCAUUUGGAUUUACAGGCGAAACAUAUUAUGAUUAUGAUAAGGGACUCGAUCCAGAUCAUCCCAUUGUUAUCAUUCAUUUUAAUGAUGUUUAUAAUAUUGAAUCACAAUCUGAUGGAAACGGUGGAAUUUCUCGCUUCAUAACAGCCCUGCGACAAUUUGCUGACUCAAAUCCUCUUAUUCUUUUUUCUGGCGAUGCUUUCAAUCCCUCUUUCGUGUCGACGUACACAAAAGGAAGACACAUGGUCCCUUUUCUGAAUAUGCUUAAAAUUCAUACUGCUUGUGUUGGAAAUCAUGAUCUCGAUUUCGGCGUUGAUCAUCUUGAGUAUCUCAUGGGAUCAACACGAUUCCCUUGGUUAUUGUCAAACAUUUUUGAUGCUUAUAACUCUGAUCGCCCAUUGGCUGGUGCAAAUUUAUAUCGAUUAUUCGAAUGGCAGGGACAUCGCAUCGGAAUGAUUGGACUCGUAGAAGAGGAAUGGACAAAAACAUUGUCUCAAGUCAAUGAGGAGGAUAUUAUCUACGAAGAUUACGUUGUCGCAGCAAACAAAUUAUCAAAAUUACUUCGAUCCAAGGAAUGUGAAUUAAUUAUUGCAUUAACUCAUAUGAGAGCACCAAACGAUGAAAGACUUGCGCGCGAGGCUGAAGAUAUUGAUCUAAUCCUUGGAGGGCACGAUCAUGAAUAUUUUGGAGGAACGCAAAUUGGAAACAGUAUUGUUUGUAAAAGUGGAACAGAUUUCCGGGAGUUUUCUGCGCUGACGAUCUAUCCUGGAGUUAAAACGUCGAGCCGCCUUCGCAGCGACAGUGCGACGUCACAACAUCUCGUUUCAGGCGAUCGAUCUGGUGGUGCGUACUUGAUGCCACGAUUUUGCGGGGGGUCCAUUGUUGAAUGGGAAUGCAUUACGGUGAAUCAAUCGACAUUUGCUGCGAAUCGUCAUGUUGAUAAACUUGUGGAUAAGUAUAUCGCUGAGCUGGGUCGCCAUAUGGGAAAGCCAUUGGGGGAGAAUCGCGUUCCCUUAGAAACUCGGUUUCCAAUUAUUCGCACACAAGAAACAAACUGUGGCAACUGGUUGGCUGAUUUGAUGAAAGUUAACACAAGGGCUGAUGUUGCCUGUCUUAACUCUGGGACUGUUCGAUCCGAUUGCAUCUUUCAGCCGGGAACAUUAUGCAUACGAGAUCUUGUUGCGAUGCUUCCGAUGCCAGACGAACUUGUCGUUCUUGAAGCGCCAGGAUCUGUUUUGAAGCAGAUGAUGGAAGUCUCUGUGUCCCAAUUUCCGAAAACGGAGGGACGCUUCCUUCAGAUUUCCGGUUUCCGAUUUCAAUUUGAUCCUCGUCAGCCUGUCGGUAGUCGCGUCACUUCCAUUGAUCGCGAAGUUGUUGAUCCAACUACGGGAAGAUUCGUUUUCCGUUCACUCGAUGAAACGGAGAUUGUUCGAAUUUGUACGAAAGCGUAUCUUGCGGAUGGUAAGGAUGGAUAUGACUGUCUGAAGGGCUUGAAGGUUGUGAUGGAUUCUGAAUCGACUCCUAAUCUUCCCACGAUGGUCCAAAAUAGUUUCUCUCUUGCUGCAAUGGCGAGCGGUUUAAGAAAACCUCGCAACACAUCAACACUUCGUCGCGUUGAUACGUUCAAAGCAAUGAGCGAAGAUCAACAGCAACAUUGCUGCGGAAUGACGAUGGGGGUGAGUGUUGGACUUCAGAUCAUGUAUGAAGAAUCUCAUUUUCAUGACUGGCUAACUGCUCAUUGA
This is a messenger RNA of Condylostylus longicornis, 1908 nucleotides long. Its product is annotated as protein 5NUC-like. The record is from RefSeq and is a predicted model, not a curated record. Bases 1 to 1908 code for a protein of 635 amino acids. Gene Ontology annotation, molecular function: hydrolase activity. The transcript has 14 exons. Gene Ontology annotation, biological process: nucleotide catabolic process. Lineage: Eukaryota; Metazoa; Arthropoda; Insecta; Diptera; Dolichopodidae.